This is a messenger RNA of Penicillium crustosum, 633 nucleotides long. Its product is annotated as superoxide dismutase. The record is from RefSeq and is a predicted model, not a curated record. Gene Ontology annotation, cellular component: mitochondrion. The transcript is spliced from 3 exons. Lineage: Eukaryota; Fungi; Ascomycota; Eurotiomycetes; Eurotiales; Aspergillaceae. Bases 1 to 633 code for a protein of 210 amino acids. Gene Ontology annotation, biological process: superoxide metabolic process. Gene Ontology annotation, molecular function: superoxide dismutase activity; metal ion binding.
AUGUCUUCUCAAACUCACACUCUGCCUCCUUUGCCAUACGCCUACGAUGCGUUGGAGCCCGUCAUCUCCAAGCAGAUAAUGGAGCUGCACCAUCAGAAGCACCACCAGACAUAUAUCAACAACCUGAAUGCAGCACUCUCCGCUCAAGCCUCCGCAACUGCAUCGAAUGAUGUUCCCACCUUGAUCUCAUUGCAGCAAAAGCUCCGCUUCAACGGUGGUGGCCACAUCAACCACUCCCUCUUCUGGAAGAACUUGACUCCCCCCGGCACACCUGGUAAUGAUAUCAGCGGUGCUCCCGCUCUACAGGAAGCCAUCGCCUCCCGCUGGGGCUCGCAUGAAGCAUUUGUCAAGGCCUUUGGCGCCGAGCUCCUCGGUCUUCAGGGGAGUGGCUGGGGAUGGCUAGUGAGCAAGGGUGGUGCGAAGGGACGACUUGAGAUUAUCACCACCAAGGACCAGGACCCUGUCAAUGCACCUGAUGUUCCUGUGUUCGGUGUGGAUAUGUGGGAACAUGCUUACUACCUCCAGUACCUGAACAACAAGGCUGGGUAUGUCGAGGGGAUUUGGAAGAUUAUUCACUGGGCCGAAGCAGAGAAGCGUUACACUGCUGGCGUGGAAAAUCCAUUGAAGCUGUGA